ACAUGUUUCUGCAUCAGCAGGUCACGCGACUGACAGACAACGCGUUUCACUUCUUUAAACCCAGCGCCGGUCACAGCAUCGAGAACUGCACUGCUCACAGACCCUCAGAAGAAAAAGCUAUAAAUCAUGAUUAAAUACAACUGCAGUCCAGAGCUGAAUCGCACAGACGUGGCGCUCGGUCUGUUCGAACGCGUGGCCUACACGCCUGUCUUCGUAGUGGGCCUUUUCUUCAACGUCACGGCUCUGUGCGUCUUCUGUCGUCUCAAGCGCUGGACAGACACGCACAUCUACAUGUUCAAUCUACUGCUGGCCGAUUUCCUAUCCAUUAUUUUCCUGCCCUUCAGGAUACUGGAAGCCUUUUGCCCGAUGACACCCAGCGCAUUCUGCACGUUCUUGCUUUGCACCCAGUACUCCAACAUGUACAGCAGCAUCUUCACCAUUACAGCUAUCAGCGUUCACCGGUUUAUAGCCGUCAGGUUUCCGUUUCUGAUGAAAACGCUGGCCUCCAAAAGCAAGGCGAUCGCCACUUCGAAGUGCGUCUUUAUUUGGACGGUCGUAGUGGUCGUAUGCGCUUGUAACUCUAAGGACCUCAACCAAGAACUAUUAGAGACGUGCUAUGACCGGAAACUGACAAAAAAGCUAGAACGACACUUUUUCUUGCUUUUGGAGAUUUUAGGUUAUGUUAUCCCAGUGCUCGUCGUCGUAUUUUGCUCCACACGAACCAUCUACGUCCUGAUCGGAUCCCUUAAGCAUGUCCAAGGGAGGGACAAAGCGGAAAGGAAAAACAUAGCUGCCAUCAUCACGGCGAACAUGUUCACAUUCAUUGUUUGCUUCACGCCCGUUCAUAUCGGUCUUUUGUUGCAAUAUGUAAUAUUAGAUGAUUCAUGGAAAGACUUUGUGCAUGUGUUUCUUGAUGUCACCGAGUGGAUCGCUACCACCAACUGCUGUCUGGAUUCGAUUGGCUAUUACUUUUUGCUGAAAAGAGUUAAUAAAAGGGAAAAGCGUUCAUACUGAACGUAAAAAGUUAUCUUGAGUAUAAAUUGAUCUAGAUUAGAUUAAGGAAAAUCUUUGUCAUAUGUGUGGAACAAUAUAGCCUAAUAAAGCUUAGUAGUAAAAUAUAAUAUAUAAAUACAUAUGUAAAAUAUAUGUAAAAUAUAAG
Molecule: messenger RNA, 1159 nt
Organism: Puntigrus tetrazona (Sumatra barb)
Lineage: Eukaryota; Metazoa; Chordata; Actinopteri; Cypriniformes; Cyprinidae
Product: G-protein coupled receptor 55-like
Exons: 2
Coding region: 127-1014 (295 amino acids)
Biological process (GO): phospholipase C-activating G protein-coupled receptor signaling pathway; positive regulation of Rho protein signal transduction
Cellular component (GO): membrane
Molecular function (GO): G protein-coupled receptor activity
Source: RefSeq, a predicted model, not a curated record